GAAGGAAGGUGGGUGCUGCGCCUCUGUGUACUGUUGCUAUGGGAACGGGACGCUAACGGCGCAGGGCGGCUCUGUGAAUACCCCCCGUGGCGUUGCCCUGGAAAGGAGAAAGGCGGUGUCGGAGGUUCAGUGAAAUUUCCCGCUCACUUUGACCCUGUCUGCAUCAUGAAUGGAGAGAGGCCAUCCUCGAAAGGGUUGCUCCAGCCUCACGUCCAUUACUCCUUUUUGAAAACAGCCUCUGAAGGGUUAUCUCAGGACGAAUCUGAGUCUGAAAGCCUAGCUCAGGAAAUAGAGUAUCAGUUUGAGCUCCAGAAACGGAUCAAUAAAACUGAAGAGAUGGUAGAUCAGUCCUAUGAAGAGGAGGAAGCUGAAGAAAGCUUGGAGGAGGAUAGCCUAGAAGAAAAAUAUUUUAGUGGAGAGGAGUCAGAUGUAGAUGAAACACAUGUUCCAAAUGGAACCCACCAUGGAAAGGAAAACUGUAUUAAUGCAAGUGACAAAAAGAACGUUGCAGGUCAAUACUCUGAAUUACGCUAUAACCCCAACUGGAAGAAUGAUAAAGAGAGAACAUGCUUCCUUGGGUCCGACGACUCAUGCCCGGAGUGUGCUGAAAACUCUCCCACCCUUUCCCUGGAUUCAGUUUACAGUCCAUCCCAGUUUGGUCUCACCUACAGGACUCAUCCACGACAGGAGUCAGCGCGGAAUGUACCACCUGGUUUUGACGGAGAGUUCUUGAACUCUUGUGACCCCAUUGGAAAAGUCAUCCGUGGUGCCUACAGGGUACGAAAUAAAGAAGAAGAGGGGACUGCUUGCCGUGAUGAUAGCAGUCCUAGAACAAACAGUGACAGCUACUCUCCUCACAUUAAAGGAUAUAAAAAGAGAUCUGAACCUGAAACAGACUUUGUCGAAAAGAACAAGCUCACCUUGGGAUUAGCAGCCCAGCAGAACUGCUCUUACCUCCAGCUCCAUAGUAAAAAGCAAAAGGGAGGCCAUCAAGGACAGGCUCACCCGUGCAGAAAGCCGGACAUCAGCGGAAUAAACUCCAGCCAUGCUACAUCCGUGGGAGAAAACCCCUUCAGUGAGAUCAGCGUCCAAAGUCCUUUGGAAACCCAAGCAGAACUAAGGAGCCAGAAGGACAGAUGUCACAAUGUGUUAGAAUCUGAGCAUGCUCGUACCAGUUCUAACUCUUACAGAGAAGUAUCUGAUUGGGAACAGGAGAGCCGACAUUCAUUGCACCAUACUUUUUAUCCAAAUCUAUCUGUCGCUCCUCUCCAUCCUUCCAUCAUACAUAGUUCUAGCUGGGGCCAACAAUAUCCUACAGAUCCAAACUACAGUGUACAUCCAAAUGGCAAGCAACAAUCCAUGAGUGUAACCUUUGCUAGGAAUCCUUUGGAGCCAAAUCCAUACCCAGAUUUUCAAGGGCUUCCUUUACCAUCUGCUAGUGAAAAAAAGAAGAUUAACCGACGGAAACUUGAAAGCACUUCUGGAGCUAGCCAUCCGCAUCCGUACAGAUGUACAGUUUCAGAGCCUCCGUCUAGCACUAGACAUGGCAAGCAUCAGAACCCGGUAGAGCGUAGAAGUUUUUCACCAGCUUCCAAAGCUGGUUUUCCACCUCUAGUGAACAAAGACGUUUCAUCUGGGAAUCCCAGACGGAUUUAUAUAGAGAAGACCUCCAUCAGCCAUGUUUCUGAUAACUCACGGCUGUCCCAGCUGCCCGCUCACCGCUUGAUCCAAGCGGAUUCUCCAACCACCCGGCUCAUCCAGGCAGCGGAAGAGCAACACCUCAAAAUCUCUCGACUGGCCCAUGAUUACCUCGCUGGAAGCCAGUGCGCAAGCAUGCUCCCGCCCAUAAUGCUAAGGGGGGAGAGCGACUCCCGGCUCAACCUGGAAAGCUGCGAAGGGAGCCCACGGGUGUUGAACCGCAGCAACUCCGAAGGCUGCUUGCUUCAGAUGGAGAAGGAGAAAGAGAAGAAGGACAAGGAGAAAAGGCAGAGUUAUAGGACAAAAGGGUACGUGAAGAUGGAUGUGAAGCUUGGAGGUCUGGGUCCUGACUAUGAAGCGGUCAAAGAAAAAUCUGAAAAGGUGAAGCAGCAGAAGGAAUACGCCAGGCACAUUCAGGAAAACAACAUGAAGAACAUCGCAAACUCAAGAAAACCGCAGCCAAGACUAGAGAAUAAAUUGGGGGCAUCAAGGCAGAAGGCCCUAGAGUACGCCAAGACCAUUCCCAAGCCCAAACUCUUCGUAUCGCGGCCGUCGGAACCGGAGCCCAAAGAUGAAAGAAAUCUGGCACGCACUUUAAACGGAGAGAAUCUCCCUCCCAUUUCAUCCCUGGAAUCACUGCAGAACAGGCAUGAGAAGGAGAAGCAGGUCGUAGCUGCGUUCAAAACCCUGCAUAUCGUAUGAGGAUCCCAGUGCUGCCAGAGACACCACCCUCUCUCCAGAAGCAAAGAAGAGGCCCCUGGACUUCGCUUGAUAGUUGCCCAGAAUGCCAAAGGACCUGGUGGUGGUGGUGGAUGAUGAGUCUGAUGCAUGUUCUCAAUGUGAGAUGUUUUCCGGGUUUGCUGAGCCUUACUUAUUUUUAUCAGACAUUGUUGUUAAUCAUU
Molecule: messenger RNA, 2600 nt
Organism: Pogona vitticeps (central bearded dragon)
Lineage: Eukaryota; Metazoa; Chordata; Lepidosauria; Squamata; Agamidae
Gene: JHY
Product: junctional cadherin complex regulator
Biological process (GO): axoneme assembly
Source: RefSeq, a predicted model, not a curated record